UACAGUAACAUCAGCUGCCCGCAGUCAUGUAUUUCUUCCUGUCCAUCAUGUCGCUGGUUGUGUCGACGUGUAUGGCCUUUGCACCAGGUGAAGCCACAGAGGUAAAAGGACUAAAUGGCAGCUGUCCCAUUGUCAAAUUCGCAGUCGAGGCCAUCAACGAACACUACAAGAAGCAAGGGGACAGCGCCACAAGAACAUUCUGUAAUGUUUCGUCAGCCUAUAAAAAGGUAUGUUCACCAGACCCGCCUUAACAAAACUGUCGAGGGUGAAAAAUGGUACCUGAACCUGGUCGUAAGCACACUUGGAAAGGUUGAGCUCUGCCAGGUUGACGUCUGGUCCCGCCCAUGGCUGAAGGACGGCGAUGCAUUUUUGGUUACCAGGGAUCCAGACUGCACCGAAGGGACGGGAUUUCCAGUUGUGGUCAACAUCAACAACACCGAGGUCCAGAAAGCCCUAAGCUUCGCUGAGUGCACAUUUAACAACGAUUCAGAUUCUCCCGUCCUGUGGAAAGCUGUGUCCAUCGGUCUAGUUACUUCUCAGAUUGUGUCUGGUACUUUAUUCAAGUUCACUGACGUGGUUUUCUCCCCAACCAACUGCUCCAAGAAGACCACCCACUCGCUCACUCCUGGAUGUGUCCCUACUAAAGAUGUUACAUGCCCCGCUUGUUACUUCGAUGUGUGGGAGGGAUGGAAGCAACCACUGUACAAGAUGAACAACAGCUACUGUGAGGCGAUGUUUGUGAAAUCCUAACGUCAAAGUUUUGUU
Molecule: messenger RNA, 765 nt
Organism: Physella acuta
Lineage: Eukaryota; Metazoa; Mollusca; Gastropoda; Physidae
Biological process (GO): immune response; positive regulation of myelination; negative regulation of microglial cell activation
Cellular component (GO): late endosome; endoplasmic reticulum; lysosome
Molecular function (GO): cysteine-type endopeptidase inhibitor activity
Source: RefSeq, a predicted model, not a curated record